Molecule: messenger RNA, 2698 nt
Organism: Branchiostoma belcheri (Belcher's lancelet)
Lineage: Eukaryota; Metazoa; Chordata; Leptocardii; Amphioxiformes; Branchiostomatidae
Product: coiled-coil domain-containing protein 60-like
Exons: 17
Coding region: 306-2543 (745 amino acids)
Source: RefSeq, a predicted model, not a curated record
GCUACUCAGGUGUUCCAAUGGUUUCUAGUUCGCCCUGUGGUACUGAAUCAGUGUCGGUCACAAAUGGUGGCACCGAGUUUCGAGAACACUUCAGCUACUACAGGCCACCAAGCGAUUGGGUACCGGCGUAAAUUGUAUAUUCUAGCGGCAUAACAGACGCAGGUGAAGUGGGGAAGUAAGAGCGACCUUCACCGCAGGCACGGAAGAAGUGUUGACGGGACAGCCUGCGAUAUUCCCCCGAGACCUUAGCGUGACUCCCUCGAUGAGGUUGCGUUCGUUGCGUUGGAUGUGAGGCGCGGGAAUCGAUGAUGGCUCCCGCCAGCACGGCGCGACACGACCCGCGCUCGUACGUCCAGGUCAAGUCGCUCCCCAUCCCGACGCAAAAAGGCCUGAAGCUCCAGGCGCGCUCGGAGACCGUGUACAACCCGACGACGCCAACGAGAGAGGAGGUUUUCCGCGAGAACUAUGGCAGGAGGCUGAAGCAGACCACGAGACAGGGCUACCGCUCGCGUAUCGAUAAACCCUACCAGGAGCUGGGAGGUCCCAUCCACUUAGACGAGAGAAAACUGAUCUUGUCAGCUUUGGGACAGCUGAAAGAGCAAGAGGCAGUGGACCGAGCCUUGGCAGAUAAACGGAGGGAGGAAGAGCAAGAACGGGAACAGCAGCUUCUAAAGGAUGCAGAAGAACAGAUACAGCAGCAGCAGAGAAGGACUGCUGCCCAGUUUGUCUUGAGGAAACAGAAAAAGGAGCUGAACAGUCUCAACAGCCAGUUUAAGAAACAGAGGUCCCUGAUGCAGUCAGUGCGGUUGGGUAAGGGUCUGUUUCGCCUGAUGAAUGACGAGGAAGCGGCGCACGAGGACGCCCAGGCCGAGCAGACGCGCCGACAGGAGAUGGAGAAACUGUCGUCAUGGCAACCACCAACGGCGGGUUCCUCCUCCGACGAGGAAGACUCUGAUGAUGACUUGUCUAAAGACGAGGACUUGGGAAAGUUUUUCCAAACAGAAGUUCCAGAGGGGAGCAGUUCGAGAACAAAAAGUGCUGCUACGAGUCAUGCUGGCACAAUUGACAUCGCGGCCCAGUCGGAGUUUGCACCGUCCGUUCGCACACGUUCCGCCGUCAGCACGAAGAAGAAGAAAGGUCCGCACAGCGCCCCUCCGCGACCUUUCACCCCCUGUUACUCCAACAUCAACGCACACCAACCUGCAACACCCAUUGAGCUAGAAAGUUUUUUCCGUCAGCUGUGUGCUCUGAACUGGAUCCUGGAGUCCAUGUCUCUGGAGGGUCCCAGUGUCAUGAUGCCCAUCUCUUCAUGUUGGGACCUCAAGGAACCCGGAGGUACGAAGACAACCCAACAGAAACUGAAGAAGGAGAAAAUGACGGAGACAAAGUGGGCCCAGUUCAUCUCACAGCCAAGAAUAGACAGACAAACCAGACUGAGUAUCAGACUAGCUGCAGGGUCUCGUCGACCGUCUAGCGCGCGGAAAGUCUCCAUCGCUCGCUCGCCGAGCGUCAGCAGUCGUCCCGGGAGUCACAGCUCCGGUCGGGUCUCCCCAGGACCCCCCUCCCCCAGUCCCGUACCCCCCACCCCUCCCACCCCGACGGUGACCACCAGCCCGGUAACCGCUCCAGACAUCGUGGUUAGUGAAGAUGUACCAGAGGCAGAUGAAGUGGAUGAGGUGUAUGACAAAGCCCUUCUGAAGUUCCUGUCAGAUAUCAGUGCAGACUUGCAGAAGGAGGCUGAGGAGGGGUUAGCGCAGGACGGAGACUUGAGACCGGGGAGCGCGGAAGACUCUGCCUCCAGACGGGACACCCCCACUAUCACAAUCAAUUCUCCCAGGGCUGUGGACAGAAUGUCCAUGCAGACGGUGGGGAGGGGGGCACGAGCCAUGAUGGCGCUCAGGAAACAGUCGCGUGCUUACGGCAUGCCAGGAUCCGCUCGAAAUCCCUCCCCCACAGAUGAGGUGCGUUCACAGCUUGCUGACUACAGACUCAGGGGAACCCCUUCCACACCCUCCACCAAAUCCCUGCCUGCCAGACCUCUUAGCUCGCCAGCGUACUUUGCGCUGUACAUGGACUUCCCGAGCGUGCGGCAGCAGGGCAUGCCGCUGGAGAUGAAGCAGAGGUUUGCAGACGUCACGGCUGAGAAGUCCCUCACUCUCCACGACAAUCUGGAGGCUCUGGACAGGAAAAGAAAACAGAAGUGUGAGACUAAGUUCCGGACGCUGGGCCACCCGACCAGUUUCUUCCGUGCGGUGGAUAAGAUGAAGACGGCGGUGCAGGAGGAGGAGAGACGGGAGCAGGAGGAGUACGAGAACCUGCGCCGACAGAAGGUCCACGCUCCAUGGUAUAAGGACCUACAGGAGAACCUGCCACCAAACAUCAGGGACGACAGAUUCUGUCUCAACAUCCUGGAGAAAAUCUCCAGAUACGGCAUUUUUGUUCGAGAGAAGAUCAUUGAGAUGCCAACAGAGGAUUAUGAAGAGUGGCUGGACACCAGACUACAGACCAGGGCCAAAAGUGCUCCCCCUGGGGGGAAACGGUAGCACUGCAGGACAUUUUCCAGCCACGAGAUGAUCCCUAGGAAGUUUUGUAAGGCCACACCAAGUAAAUUUUAUGGAUGACGUCCUUUGCAGACCCUAAAUCUAAUGCGAGAGGGCGAGAAAAAAAACAAGAAGGGCCCUAAAAAACAAGAUGCCUA